CCACAAAAAAGGACAAAAACAAGAAAAAAACAAGAAGUCCCAUUUCUCUUUGUUGUCUUAGGUUUUAACUUUCAUCAACCAAACGCAAUGGCGAACGCGGCGUCAGGGAUGGCGGUGGAGGACGAAUGUAAGCUGAAGUUUUUGGAGCUAAAAGCUAAGAGAAACUAUAGGUUCAUAAUAUUCAGGAUAGAUGGACAACAAGUGGUGGUGGAAAAGCUAGGAAGCCCCGAGGAGAACUACGACGAUUUCUCCAAUUCCCUACCGCCAAACGAAUGCCGCUACGCGGUUUACGACUUCGACUUCACCACUGCUGAGAAUUGCCAGAAGAGCAAGAUCUUCUUCAUAGCAUGGUCACCGGAUUCAUCGAGGGUGAGGAUGAAGAUGGUGUAUGCUAGUUCAAAGGACAGGUUCAAGAGAGAACUAGAUGGGAUUCAGGUGGAGUUGCAAGCCACUGACCCGAGCGAGAUGAGUCUUGACAUCAUCAAAAGUCGAGCUCUCUAGAUCGUUCUUAUAUAUAUAAAUCUUCAUGAUUUUCUAAUUAUAUAUCCAUAAUCAUCGCCGUUCAAACAAUUUCAUCAUGUUUAUGUAACUUCUUUCAAU
Messenger RNA from Capsella rubella, 600 nucleotides. Its product is annotated as actin-depolymerizing factor 12. Gene Ontology annotation, cellular component: actin cytoskeleton; cytoplasm. Gene Ontology annotation, biological process: actin filament depolymerization. The record is from RefSeq and is a predicted model, not a curated record. Lineage: Eukaryota; Viridiplantae; Streptophyta; Magnoliopsida; Brassicales; Brassicaceae. The coding region runs from base 88 to 501 and encodes 137 amino acids. Gene Ontology annotation, molecular function: actin filament binding. The transcript has 3 exons.